Molecule: messenger RNA, 3586 nt
Organism: Aspergillus heteromorphus CBS 117.55
Lineage: Eukaryota; Fungi; Ascomycota; Eurotiomycetes; Eurotiales; Aspergillaceae
Exons: 1
Coding region: 174-3464 (1096 amino acids)
Source: RefSeq, a predicted model, not a curated record
GUUUCCGGCGCCUGCUCUUCGCUUUCGCUUGUCCGCCCAGCCCGUCCAGCUCAAGGAAUGCAGAGCCUACUGCACGAUUAGAUGGAUAUGCGCCACAAGACGCCCGUCCGACCGUCAUAUCGAGCUUUGGAUUUCCUUCACCCGCAGGUCUCACCCGCUACCUCCAUCGUGUCAUGAAAAGGUGCCUGCGCCCAACUCGUCUGCCGUGCCUGGACCAGGGGUCUCACGUGGUCCACGCCUCUCCCUCGAUACUUCGUCGUCGCUCACUUCACGUCUCGCUUCGCACAGGGGUCUCAGGCCAGGGACCCUUCCCCGAAAGGCGACAAUGGAGUCCCCACUUCUCCGCGGUGGCCGGUCCUCCGAUUGAUCGCCGGGUACUUCAAGACAACGUUAGGAAGAGGUCUCCGGUUCCUGAAUCACAAAAGAACCACCCGGAGGCCUGGGUCUCAUUAUUGGAACAGUACCUGCCACGAACGCUGCGACGCGACGUUUCCGAUCCGGUGCCGGACCCGGCAUCCCCACAAGAUGCACGAUAUCUUGUGGAGACCAUCGAGCUGGCCACCUUGCUGAUGCAUGCGCGAGGAUGGGGUCAGAUAGAUCUUCUGGUCCAUCUCGGGUUUCGGUUGAACAAUUGGCCCGCGGUACAUUUCCUGAUGAACCGGUUGCUUGAUGGCGCGGAUUCGCUCAAGGAGGUCACAUUACCCCUGCGGCCAUUGUCCAACUUUGACUGGUCCCUGGGAUCUGGGCUUUCUCUUGAUGAUCUCACCUAUUGGCCCGUCAAUGAGGUCCUACGACCCUCACAAGUUUCCAGCGUGCCACAAACAUCGGAUAUGACGAGCUUGGAUGCCUUUACGGAGCGGCCAUUCGCCCAGGAUCACUCGAAGCGCUUUAUGGCCGAAGUGUGGCAGAGCUUAGGGGCCAUUGUACUGGAGGCUGCGGAUGCCUCGCCAAACGAGUCGAACUUAGCAAUGUCUUGCGUAUUUCGGAACCUUGCUCGUUUACACCACUCCGGUGCUGUAUCGGAUAGGGUGUAUAAGUACGUUCCUCCGGCCAGGUAUCAGGCCAACUUUCGACCGCCAGGAAUACAUCUGCUUUCCGGCCAUAUCAUGAAUGUUCUGUCAGAUGCCGCGUGGCUGGUGCACCAAUCAGAGGUCGCAGCCCAAGCAAAGUCUGCAGGCGUGGAUUCACCAUACCUCCCCUUCAAGAUGGGUGUUCGAGAACUUGGGCCCGAGAUCUGGUUGGAGUUGAUUCUUUGGUGCUGUGUGGAACAUGGCCAUGUCAAUGAGGGAGCAUGGUUAGUUGGCCAGAUGGAAACUCGGACCGGUGAUCAAGCUUGGAAAUUCCAGAGCUGGAGACCCAUUCUCGAUGACACCAGGUCAGUAUGGAAAACCAAAAUCGAACAUGAAGAAGUCUGGAGGCAGCAUGAAGAUUUUGAGCGCCCUUCACUACUGCCAAAGCGUCUUAAUCCUGCGCCCUUCCACGGAUUGGGGGAACGAACCAUCAGCUUAGAAGUGGCGUCGGCAUUACUGGAUAACCUUCCCAAUCAUGUGUAUCUAGGCCUUGGGUUCCGUGGUACCUCACCAAGAGCGCUUCUGCGCCAUGCGUCUUGCCUCAAACAGGCCAUGUCUCCAUCAACAGCCGGUGGAAGCCUGCUACGGACUCAUAGAGCGUCGAAUUGGUUCACCGUGCGGGUUGUGGAAUCAGGCGGUCUGGAUCCGGUGGCUGACCCCGGCAUGUUUGACGAUUUCCUUCGAGGCACGUCGUGCGUUGUCCCGCCUUGGGAUGCAGAUCAGCCCCAAGUCGAUGAGGACGGCCUGGCACGGUUGAGCCCGGCACGGCUCUACGAUGAGACCUCUGCCUUGGUUGGCCUGAUCGAGUACAAUGUCAGGUUUUUUUCGUCGCGACGCCUCUGCGGUGACGCUGUGAACGCAUUUGUUUGGCUCCAAUCCAUCGUCGACACCGGCAAAAUGAACAACAUCAACGCGUUCUUCUCAUCGCAGGUAGAGCGGCCUGACAUCCCCAUCCCUACCUUCAAUCCGCGCAACUUGGCUGCCUUAAAACCACUUGAAACAUCCAUGCCGCAACUGUCCGUCAUCACCCUGGCCGAACUGCUCGACCUGAUCUCCACAUCGCGAGCGUUUGUGUUUGGUGACUGGCUCUUGUUCUCGAUUGACGCUGAUGGACCUUCGGUUCCACCCAGCGCAUACGGCAAUCAAGCCCUCGCUCCGUCCAUCAUCCGCUAUGCCGCCGCGACCAAAGAUACACAACUCUACGACGCAGUCGUCCGCUCACUUUCUCAACCUAUCUCGUUAAACACCCACCGAGCUCUCCUCAACUACCGCAUUGUAAUGCACGAGUGGGACCAUGUAACCAUGAUGCUCGAGUUUAUCCGGGACUACCGCGCCAAAUCCUGGGGCCACAGCAACAUCACCGCACUGGCCGCUGAGAUCAUCCGUAUGGACCACGCCAUCAAUCAACAGACUGACCCCUCAACAGUUCCGGAAAAGGAUAUUCUAUCGUUCAUCCAAGCAAAAAAUCUCCUCCGCCGUUUCCUGGCUGGCGAAUACAACGAACACGAGUGGCUCGCAAACGCCCAUUAUCAGGAACGCACCCUCGCCGGCUUCCACCGCAUAUUCCUCUCUAUCCCCGGUGCCCUCCAAGGCAUUGCUCAAUCUGUCAACCUUCAGUGCAAAGCCCACCGUCGAAGCAAGUCCCCCUAUAUCCCGGCAACCGCUUUCCACGCCCUCCUCUCCGCCGUCGUCGAUACGCAAGGCAGCGCCGCAGGCACACGCCUCUGGGUCGACCUGUGUCUUGACAUGAAGUCUCCAGCCACUCUUCGUCUCCAAGAAGGCGGUAUCGUGCGCAUGUUUCUGAGGGAGGAACGGAAUCUAUUGAGGGGCGACCCGCACUUCGACGCCGCAUACUUCAAGCAAAUACAGAAGAAAAGCACCAUUGCUAACCCCAAUACCGUCCGGAUCAUUGCUCGGGCGGCGGUAAAAGAAUACGAGGAGGAGAAUGAGCGAUUCAAGUUCGAUGCCGCCUUCGUCCGCGGCCCUGCGCUGCAAGUCCUCAUAUUCUGCAUCUGGAGAUUCAGGUGCUUUAAUAUGCGUCAGCGAGAAAUCAACCGAGAAGUCGGAGGUCUCCUCUAUAAGACGAUACAUUUUCAAAGUAAGAUGAGGAAGAUAUUCAAGAGAUUGGCGAGGUGGAGAACCUUCAGACCUAUCUUUGCGCCACAAAGGCCUAGAACAUCUCGACUGCGCAAUAUCAGCAGAAGGCCCGUCAGAAGGGCCAUCAUGAGAAGGCCCGUCAUGAGAAGAGCCAUGUGGAUACCCCGAAGGAGCGCCACAAAAAUCGACAGUGCGCUGCCUCCCCCGGCUUCUUCCCCGGCUUCUCCCCCUGAGUCCCUGAACCAUCUGCUCCGGGGGCGGUUCACUAAAGUGCGAUACUCAGUAUCCGGCGAAUGAUUUUUGCUGUCUGCCCUGCACCCCCCUUCAUUCCCCAUGAUUCCCCGCGCAUGCUGGUUCCUUAGUGCUGGUUCCGUGGACGCUGGUGCUUGUAUAUAUCUAUAUAUGUAACUAUAUUAGAC